Messenger RNA from Cucumis melo (muskmelon), 1566 nucleotides. RefSeq names its product ras-related protein RABC2a. The transcript has 6 exons. Bases 651 to 1283 code for a protein of 210 amino acids. Lineage: Eukaryota; Viridiplantae; Streptophyta; Magnoliopsida; Cucurbitales; Cucurbitaceae. The record is from RefSeq and is a predicted model, not a curated record. Gene Ontology annotation, molecular function: GTPase activity; GTP binding.
UUUGUUUUUACUUUCAUUUUUGUUUUUUAAUUUUUGGAGUAGAGAUGAAUAGAAGUGGGAAAAAAAAAAAUACUACAAACAUAGUUUAACCAAAAAGAAUUUUCUAAACCAACUUCUAUUCGAGAAAAAGAAAAGUUUGAAUAGCCGAGUUAAACAAUUAUUGCAUAUGAACUGUUACUCCAAAAACAGAAAAAUGUUAGCUUUAUUUCAAAAUUUGAAAACUUUUUGCAAGGAAUAAUCUAAUCACAAAAACCCCAUUUUUAAUUUACUAAAAAACAUAAGAAAGAUUUCAACUUUAUUCCAAGAAAAAUCUUAGUUUACAAGAAACUCCUUUGCUGAAACAGCAACCCAAGGCAGUAGAGUUAGGACAAAACCAUGGACUUCACCAAAAAAAGGUAUAACAUAAUAUUUGAUAACAAAAACAUAACAUCUAAGAAAAGAGAAAUAAAAGAGAGAGGGCAAAGAACAAAUACGUUGUUGUCUCAGUUGGUGCUCACUUAGCCGUUUUCUUGGAAGUUAUUCUUCUCUUUUUCUUUCACCAAUAAAAAUGGGCGUAUAGAAUUUUGUGUAUUACUUUCUUCAAAAUCCUACUUGUCCCCUUUGCCGUUCUCUGUUCUUCUGUUUGAUUCUUGAGGAAGAUCAUCAUCAAAAUGGGAUCUUCUUCUGGACAGAGUAGCAAUUACGAUCUGUCGUUUAAGGUUUUGUUGAUCGGCGAUUCAGGUGUCGGCAAAAGUAGUCUUCUUCUCAGCUUCAUCUCUACUAAUGCUGAUAAUCUUGCCCCUACGAUUGGUGUGGAUUUUAAGAUCAAGCUACUUAAGGUUGGUGGGAAAAGAUUGAAGCUCACAAUCUGGGAUACUGCUGGACAAGAGAGAUUCAGAACAUUAACAAGCUCUUAUUAUAGAGGUGCCCAAGGGAUCAUUCUUGUUUAUGAUGUCACGCGGAGAGAAACAUUCACAAACUUAUCCGAUGUAUGGGCUAAAGAAGUGGAACUCUACUCGACGAAUAAGGACUGUGUCAAGAUGCUUAUUGGCAAUAAAGUUGACAGAGAAUCUGAAAGGGCUGUGAGCAGAGAGGAGGGAAUUGCUCUAGCAAAGGUGCUUGGAUCCUGUUUUCUUGAAUGCAGUGCUAAAACUAGAGAGAAUGUGGAGAAAUGCUUUGAAGAGUUGGCAUUGAAGAUAAUGGAGGCUCCUAGUCUGAUUGAAGAGGGUUCCACUGUUGUAAAAAGAAACAUUCUGAAGCAGCAAGAGUUCCAGCCUGCAUCAACUACAAGUUGCUGCCUUUGAAAACUCCAGUACUCCAUCGAUACAAUACCAGGAUUCCCCUUAUCGAAAGUUCCUGUACAUGUCUCCUACUGCUCCUUGUCAUUGAGUUGUUUGUUUGCUUAAAUGACUGUAAUUGGGAGUUGAAAAAGAAAAUCAAAUACAUCCUUCCAUCCACUUGUGUAAUUUUUUAUUUCUUCCAGUUUUUUUUCCCCUUAUCUUUUGGUUUGUUUGGCAUUGUAUUGUAUCUAUCUAUACUAACAAAUUCGGCUUGUAUCAUAUGCUCAAACACAGUACUCACUCGAUA